AUGGAUGAGGCAAACGGGACAUCAUUUGUUGCUGAGGAGUCCUCCAACGCCUCAACCAGCGGGAACACCUCCGUCAGGGACCUGCGCCGGGAAAUUCCCAUUGUGCACUGGGUGAUCAUGAGCAUCUCCCCGCUGGGCUUUGUUGAGAAUGGAAUCCUCCUCUGGUUCCUCUGCUUCCAGAUGAGAAGAAAUCCCUUCACCGUCUACAUCACCCACUUGUCCAUCGCGGACAUCUCGUUGCUCUUUUGCAUCUUUAUUCUGUCUGUCGACUACGCUUUAGAUUACGAGCUGUCUUCUGGCUAUUACUACACAAUUGUCACGUUGUCGGUGACGUUUCUCUUUGGCUACAACACGGGCCUGUACCUGCUGACAGCCAUCAGUGUGGAGAGGUGCCUGUCUGUCCUAUAUCCCAUCUGGUACCGGUGCCACCGCCCCAAGCACCAGUCAGCGUUCGUCUGCGCCCUCCUGUGGGCACUCUCCUGCUUGGUGACCACCAUGGAAUAUGUCAUGUGCAUUGACAAUGAGGGACAGACCCACUCCCGGAGUGACUGCAGGGCCGUGAUCAUCUUCAUAGCCGUUCUGAGCUUCCUGGUCUUUACUCCCCUCAUGGUGGUGUCCAGCACCAUCUUGGUGGUGAAGAUCCGGAAGAACUCGUGGGCGUCCCACUCCUCAAAGCUGUACCUGGUCAUCACGGUCACCGUCAUCAUCUUCUUCAUCUUCGCCAUGCCCAUGAGGCUCCUGUACCUGCUCUAUUACGAGUACUGGUCGACGUUCAGGAACUUGCACCAUGUUUCUCUUCUCUUCUCUACCAUCAAUAGCAGCGCCAACCCUUUUAUUUACUUCUUCGUGGGCAGCAGCAGGAAGAAGCGGUUCAAGGAGUCCUUGAAAGUGGUUCUGACCAGGGCUUUCAAAGAUGAGAUGCAACCCAGGCAUCCUGAAGACCACACGGCCACCGCGGCAACUGAGACUGUUGUCUGA
Messenger RNA from Rangifer tarandus platyrhynchus (Svalbard reindeer), 978 nucleotides. The record is from the annotation of a GenBank genome assembly. Lineage: Eukaryota; Metazoa; Chordata; Mammalia; Artiodactyla; Cervidae.